GAUUUUCAAUGCGUGCAAUUGCUCGAGAUAUGGGAAUUGCACAUUUGACUAUAUCAAGAUUAAUCAAAAAAGCUAGUGAAACAGGAAAGAUUGAAGAUUUGGAAAGAUCAGGCCAUCCAAGAGUUUUAACACAAGAAGAGGAAGAAAGAAUAGUUGAAUUAAUUAAUUCUGGAGAAUAUGAGAAAACACCCCAUAAUAAAUGA
Molecule: messenger RNA, 203 nt
Organism: Dentiscutata heterogama
Lineage: Eukaryota; Fungi; Glomeromycota; Glomeromycetes; Diversisporales; Gigasporaceae
Source: the annotation of a GenBank genome assembly